AUGCAACCAAGCAUGGUUCAAGUACUGAGGCAUUGGGUGCCACCUAUAGAGAGAAACCACUUUAUGUGGGCUUACUGUGGUAUUACCACAGGAACUUUCUGCACGUUUCUUAUGUGCGCCGCAGUGCACUACUACUCUCGAUGGCCAGUAGGAUUCUUCAUAUCCGGGGGAAUGCAAAUUAUCUGGUCAAUUACUUGGGUCCUCAUUGUAACAGAUUGUCCUAGGAAGCAUCCUUACAUAUCAAAUGAUGAAAUGACGUAUUUAAUUAAUACUAUUGGUGACAUAUUUCCGAUUAAAAUAACUAACUCUCAAGCUCCUUGGAAUCUCAUUGUUAGAUCUGCGCCGUUUUGGACGUUGUGCAUCCUUAACUUUGGAUAUUCUUGGAUGAUAAUCUCGCUUUGUCUUUUUGGUCCAUUAUACUACUCUAAGGUCUCCAAAUUCAGCAUUUACAGUGCAUCAGCAAUUACAGCGCUUCCCUUUUUCUUGCGUUUAGUGUUGGGAACAAUUCUUAUUCAAACCUUUCACAAGUACAAACAUAGGCCUCGAGUAAGAGAGAUUAACCACUUAAGAAAAUAUUUUAUUGUUGUCUCUCAUGUGAUCCCAGGACUUUUGAUAUGUGUGUCGUGGAUGCUGCCUAUCAUACCGGGCCCUCUUCUGCUAACCAUAGCUGUGGCAUUGACCGCUGCGGGAAUGGACCUUACAUUAGACUUGUGCUAUGAGCUUUCGCCAACAUUUGUAAAUUCUCUUAAUACUGUUAUCAAAAUUAUUGGGAACACAUCGGGUAUAAUCGUCUCCCUUUGUGUUGGACAAGUGACAUACAGAUUUAGCAAUCUUCCUAUCGUCUGGAAGCAUAUUUGGUGUUUCCACGCCCUAAUAUUAUUACUAAGUGGACUUAUAUUUUUAAUAUGGGGAGAAACUGAAAUACAGCCUUGGAAUCAAACUCGAAGAGUAAGAGUGCAUCGAAAAAUAGGCUCGCUGAAACACACGAUCAAUCCUUUACCGUCAAUAAUGUCCAACAUAUCUGAAGAAGGAAGUGUCAGAUCAUCAAUGAUAACGAUGGCUCAAAAUUAA
Messenger RNA from Spodoptera littoralis (African cotton leafworm), 1071 nucleotides. NCBI's taxonomy places the organism in Eukaryota, Metazoa, Arthropoda, Insecta, Lepidoptera, Noctuidae. The record is from the annotation of a GenBank genome assembly.